This is a messenger RNA of Homarus americanus (American lobster), 1146 nucleotides long. RefSeq names its product protein ZBED8-like. The record is from RefSeq and is a predicted model, not a curated record. Lineage: Eukaryota; Metazoa; Arthropoda; Malacostraca; Decapoda; Nephropidae. The transcript has a single exon. The coding region runs from base 1 to 1146 and encodes 381 amino acids.
AUGCAUAAAAUGAACAGUGUGCACGCCAAAAAAAAAGUUCGCCAGUAUUCAGAUGAGUGCUUGCUGUUUGGGUUCAUACCAGCGACUCAUGAUGAAAGGUUGCCUUUUUGUCUGUUAUGCCACCAAUGUUUGACUAAUGAAUCCAUGAAGAGAGGUCGUCUCGAAAAUCAUUUGAAGGCAAAACACAGUAUUCAUGUUAAUUCAAAACUGGAGGAUUUUAAAUCCCUAAAGGAGAAGUUUGAAAAAAGAUCAACAAUAAAUUCAUUGUUCUCUGCAAGAAGUGCAAGCAAGGAUCGUGGUCUUGAGGCUAGUUAUGAAAUUUCUCUUCUCAUAGCAAAAUUUGGCAAAAAUCAUACAAUAGGGGAGAAUUUAAUUAAGCCCGCAAUAUCAACUUUUCUGAAAGUAGUUCUUGAAAAAGAUGACCAAGAUCUCAAAAGCAUGCCGCUCAGUAAUAAUACUGUUAGUAGCAGGAUUGAUGAAAUGAGUUGUGAUGUAGAAGUACAACUUGUUGAAAAAUUAAAAUAUACAAAUUUUUCAAUCCAGUUGGACGAAUCAACUGUAAGAGAUAGUGAAGCUCUGUUAAUGGCCUAUGUAAGAUAUGUUGAUAAUGGAGAAUUUAUUGAGGAUAUGCUAUUUUGCGAAGCAUUAGAAACCACCACUAUUGCAAUUGAUAUAGAUAAGAAAUUAAAAACAUAUUUAGAUUAUAAGCAGAUACCAAUGGAGAACAUUAUAUCUUGUGCUGCAGACGGUGCUCCAGUGAUGAUGGGCAAGAAAAAUGGAGUCUUAAAAUUAUUGAAAGACGACAAUCCCCAAAUUUUGUUAGUGCAUUGUGUUAUUCAUAGACAGAAUUUAGUUUCCAAAAAAGUUUCCCCUGUUCUAAACGAGACAUUGAAUGCAGUUAUAAAAUGCAUCAACACUAUAAAAGCUAAUGCCAAAUGUGAGUGUCUUUUCAAACAAUUUUGCAAGGAUCAAAAUGCAGACUAUGUAAGAUUAUUACUUCAUACUGAUGUAAGGUGGUUAUCAAAUGGGAAUUGCCUGAAAAGAUUCAUGGAAUUAUUUGAUAUUCUUAGUGAGUUCUUGGAUGACAAACCUUAUAUGACUCUGUUACUGACAAGCACUUGUCAGUUAUUUAGCAGAUAUAUUUGA